AUGAAUAUCCCAUUUGAAAUCACUCCACAAAGCCUUGUGAUCAGUCCGAAUAAUCCCCUACAAGUGCAAUUGAAGAAUAACUCAGGAAAGAAGCAAGACGUUUAUGUGACCGUUGAUUCGUUGAUUUUUCGAAUUCUCAGCCCAACAGGUGUUGGAAAGAAUAGUUCUCAAAUUGAAAGUUCAUUGUGGAGAGAUCAGACUUUGUACUUUCAAAUCGGAUUGUUGGAUGAGACGACUCUAAAUCUGCCAAUUGAUAAUGGUGACUACAUAUACUGCAAAAGCCUUGAGGGAGAUCUUUCAGUUAUGUAUGGACCAGAGCUUUACGCAGAAAAGAAUGCCAACUCUGUAUAUGAAAUGAUAGAUUUUUGGAAUCAUUACGAAGUGCAGCAGGUUGAUCCUGUGAAAAAAUAUUUUCCAUUGGCUUUGGAGCAUGAAACAAAAGCGAUCAAGAAGCGCAAAAUCGAGCAUGAGAAAUACAGAAAGGAGCAUGCAAAAGAAAUUGAGGAAUGGAACGCGGAGCAAGAACGUCUGAGACAGUACAAAAGAGAAAAAGAACAACGAGAGAAAAGAGAAAAAGAGGACAAGGAAAAGGAAAAGAUGAAAGAGGACAAGGAGAAAAUGAAGAAGAAGCGUCGUAAAUGCAUUCUUAUGUGA
Molecule: messenger RNA, 654 nt
Organism: Caenorhabditis briggsae
Lineage: Eukaryota; Metazoa; Nematoda; Chromadorea; Rhabditida; Rhabditidae
Exons: 2
Coding region: 1-654 (217 amino acids)
Source: RefSeq, a predicted model, not a curated record